GAAGCUGGGGUGGCCAGGAGCACGUGGAAAGAUCGUGGCUUUGCCAAGGAGUUAAGUAUCACCGUGCAGCACAGCCCCACGUGGGCUAAGUCGCUUCCAAUCUGAGCUGCUUUUCAAACCAUGUGUGGAAUUCAGGAUUUAAGCAGCCAAAGGAUCAGCAUCCCUUUUUUCUCCCACUUUUGCAUGGUUGUUUUUCCCAGGGGACACCCUGAAUGCGUCAGUCACUGAUGGCACAACUUGCCCUGUGAUUGUGGCCCCUUUCCCUGCCCUUGCUGUGUCGGGAUGGAAGGUCAGCCGUGGAGCUGGGCAGGAAAACAAGGCAGGAGCCAGCUGGAGAGGGGUGUCAGUGCCAGGCAGCUUUUGUCUGGAGCCCGAGGGAUGGAGCAAAGCUGGCUCCAGGGUGUCAGGACCAAAGUCCUCCCUGUGCAUGGCAAACUCAGCCCCUCUGCCACCAUGGUGGGUCUGAAGCCCCCCGAGGUGCCCCCGACGGCCGCCAUGAAGUUCGUCAGCGCGGGGAUGGCCGGCUGCAUCGCUGACCUGUGCACCUUCCCCCUGGACACCGCCAAAGUGCGGCUGCAGAGCUGGUGGCACCUGGGGAGGAGCAGGAGGUGGGGUGAUACAGUUGGCACCCCACAGAUCCAGGGCGAGGUGAGGAUCCCCCGGACCAUCAGCUCCGUGGAGUACCGGGGUGUUUUGGGCACGCUGAGCACCAUGGUGAGGACGGAGGGAGCCCGCAGCCUCUACAGCGGGCUGGCAGCCGGGCUGCAGCGCCAGAUGAGCUUCGCCUCCAUCCGCAUCGGGCUGUACGACUCCGUGAAGCAGCUCUACACCCCCAAGGGUGCUGAGAACACAGGCAUGGCCACGCGACUUCUGGCUGGCUGCACCACGGGGGCUGUGGCCGUGGCCUGCGCCCAGCCCACCGACGUGGUCAAGGUCCGGUUCCAGGCCAGCGGGGCCCUGUCGGACAGUGCCCGCCGGUACAGCGGCACUGUGGAUGCCUAUCGCACCAUCGCCAGGGAGGAGGGGGUCCGCGGGCUCUGGAGAGGGACGCUGCCCAACAUCGCCCGCAACGCCAUCAUCAACUGCGGGGAGCUCGUCACCUACGACCUCCUCAAGGACGCGCUGCUGCGGGCACAGCUCAUGACAGACAACAUCCCAUGCCACUUCGUGGCCGCCUUUGGCGCCGGGUUCUGUGCCACAGUGGUGGCAUCGCCGGUGGACGUGGUGAAGACGCGGUACAUGAACGCCAGCCCCGGGCAGUACCGCAACGCCCUGAGCUGCCUCCUGGCCCUGCUCAUGCAGGAGGGCCCCGCCGGCCUCUACAAGGGCUUCGUCCCGUCCUUCCUGCGGCUGGGAUCCUGGAACGUGGUGAUGUUUGUGUCGUACGAGCAGCUGCAGCGCACCAUGGUGCUGGCACGGCCGGCCCUGGCCUGAGCCCCUCGGCGCCUCUCGCUGGCCCAGCGAGGCUCAGCAUCAAUUAUAUUAAUUGCCGGAGCGCCGGGGAGCAGGGAAGCCACACGCUCGGGGAGGGACCGGAGAGACGGAAGGAGAAAGGAUGCUGUUUGAGGAGAAACUUGGGAGAACAGAGAAGAGUUUUGAGGGACGAAGGAAAAAAUGUUUUUUGGCUUUCCAGCCGGGAAGAACAGCGCUUUCCCAAGGGCAGUGGUGUGGGCAGGCGGGACCAAACUGAUGGCCAGGGAAUUCCCGUUAUUCCUUACUGGCGCUUCCAAUAAACCGCCCCUAUGGGGUCUGAUCACA
Messenger RNA from Vidua chalybeata, 1758 nucleotides. It is a transcript of the gene UCP3, whose product is annotated as uncoupling protein 3. Gene Ontology annotation, biological process: response to cold; mitochondrial transport; adaptive thermogenesis. NCBI's taxonomy places the organism in Eukaryota, Metazoa, Chordata, Aves, Passeriformes, Viduidae. Gene Ontology annotation, cellular component: mitochondrial membrane. Bases 283 to 1434 code for a protein of 383 amino acids. Gene Ontology annotation, molecular function: oxidative phosphorylation uncoupler activity. The transcript has 8 exons. The record is from RefSeq and is a predicted model, not a curated record.